Fusarium venenatum is the source of this 249-nucleotide messenger RNA. The record is from RefSeq and is a predicted model, not a curated record. NCBI's taxonomy places the organism in Eukaryota, Fungi, Ascomycota, Sordariomycetes, Hypocreales, Nectriaceae.
AUGGCCUUAUUCCCACCGUCAAAAACUCCAUCGUCCUGUUUCACCAACCUGUUUGACCCAAGACUAUCCUCUGAAACUCGAUAUCCGUUGCAAGUGCAACUCUGUCUCUUUCUAUGCCUCUGCCUCUCAAGUGGCCAUGUCCGUCUGUCAAAGAUUUUGAUGACCUUCCCCAUUGUUGCAUCGCAUUUCAUUCUCUCUUUCCUUUCCCUCUUUCCGCCCUCAUUCCCUUCUAAUCUCACAUACUGCUAA